Molecule: messenger RNA, 860 nt
Organism: Aegilops tauschii subsp. strangulata
Lineage: Eukaryota; Viridiplantae; Streptophyta; Magnoliopsida; Poales; Poaceae
Source: RefSeq, a predicted model, not a curated record
GGUGGGAAUGAGUAUGAAUAUGACAGAUGGAGUCAGUACAAAGCGUUUUAUAACACCCCUGAUGCUGAUAGAGAGUAUGUGCUGUACUGGGAAAAGAUGGUCAAGGAAAUGAAGUGGCUUGAAAAUCAUGUGCUUAAAGAUUUUCUGGAGUGGGAGCCAAUGCGCCGUAAAGGUUUGUACCAAUCAAUUAAGAUUGCCAAUGGGUUCAGCAACAUUCAUUUGGGUCUAGCAUGUCAUGGUUUCGAGGAGUAUGUAUUGAGGACUCGCCUUUAUCGUCUGUUUGUGGAAGGUCUUGACCGUGCCUUUCUUGAGAUUUGGAAGCGGGUCAAUGAGGGUCAGACGUCUUUCAGAGAUGCUCUGCAGGAAGUUUACAAUGAGAAUCCGGUUCCAUUGCGCCAACAUACUUUGAAGGCUGAGCUGGAGUGCCCCGGCGGUUUUUUGCAACUGGAGCGACAAUUCCGCCGGUGCACAGAAGGCAUUAGUAAGGAACUUCCAGAUCGAAGAGUCCAAGAGUUGAUUGCACAGGAAAUUAAUUACAAGCGUGCGUUGCCAAAGACGUAUGCACAGUACGCCAGGAAGAAGCUCCAAGUUGCAGAAGUCUUGGGAAUCAUUCCCAGGGCCGAGAUUCCAGCGUAGCUGUGUUUGCUUGUUGCUGGCUUCCGUGGUGAUCUUUUGGCAUUAAUUAGAUGCCCAUGUACAUGUGGGCUUAGAUAUAUGGCGUACCCUUUUUGAGCAAAUUGUUCAUUGUGCCUCGAGAUCUGCCACGAUAUCAUUCGAUGUGGUUCGUACUAUGGAAUUGUGUGAUGGGAUCUUUUAUUGAAGAAAAAACUUUAUGCGGCUGAUGGUGCUAAAGAAGUAAA